Molecule: messenger RNA, 5304 nt
Organism: Dreissena polymorpha
Lineage: Eukaryota; Metazoa; Mollusca; Bivalvia; Myida; Dreissenidae
Product: surfeit locus protein 4-like
Exons: 5
Coding region: 115-927 (270 amino acids)
Biological process (GO): Golgi organization
Cellular component (GO): endoplasmic reticulum; membrane; endoplasmic reticulum-Golgi intermediate compartment
Source: RefSeq, a predicted model, not a curated record
CGUUUGACACGCGUGUUAUAAAAGUAACGGCGUUAAGACAACAACAUCCGGUUCCUCUACAAGAUUUGUACGUGGCUCUCAACAGUCGGCUAAAUAUUAAUUAAUUUAGCCGUCAUGAAGAAACAAAAUGAACUAAUGGACAAAGCAGAAGAUGUGGCUGAUCAGGUUCUACGCCACUCGAAGCACAUCCUACCACACGUGGCCAGAUUCUGCCUGAUCAGCACAUUCCUCGAGGACGGCAUCCGAAUGUGGAACCAGUGGGGCGAACAGCGCGACUACAUGAACAUCUCCUGGGGCUGUGGUUACUUCCUGGGCACGGUGUUCGUCGUUGUCAACAUGUGCGGUCAGCUUGGCGGGUGUGUUAUGAUCCUGAGCAGACAGAAGGUUCCCAUCGGAUGUGGCAUCCUAUUCUUCAUAAUAGCAUUACAGACAGUAGCAUACAGUAUUCUAUGGGAUUUGAAGUUUUUGCUCAGAAACCUGGCCCUGGCUGGCGGUGUACUACUCCUGCUUGCGGAAAACAAGGCGGAGGGUCGCAGUCUGUUUGCAGGCUUACCUUCCCUGGGUGAAAACAACCCCAAACAAUACAUGCAGCUCAGUGGUCGAAUCCUCCUAGUUCUAAUGUUCCUCACACUUCUCAGGUUUGAGAUGGACUUCCUACUGAUGGUACAGAACCUUGUUGGCACCGCCAUGAUCAUCCUCAUCGCCAUCGGAUACAAGACCAAGUUGUCCGCCCUAGUUCUCGUCGUCUGGCUGACGUGUUUGAAUUUUUAUUUCAACGCCUUCUGGAGUAUUCCAGCGUACAAGCCCAUGAGAGACUUCUUGAAGUAUGACUUUUUCCAGACACUGUCGGUCAUCGGUGGUCUGUUACUCGUAGUAGCUUUUGGUCCCGGUGGUGUUAGUAUGGAUGAACAUAAGAAGAAAUGGUAGAAUAACGAUUUAGAAUUUAGACUUAGAGUCGGCAAUUUACAAUUUUGAAAUGUAGGAUGUUUAAAGCCAAAUAUAUUUAAGUUCUCUACCUUGCAUAUAUAUGUAUUAAAUAUAUAUAUAUAUAUAUAUUAUGAUAGGUAUUGCUUUCAUAAUGUGUCAUUAUCCAUUAGGAUUUUUGAAUUUUUGUUAAGACCAUCAAUUUUGAUUGCAGGGUUUUUUUUCCACUUUUUGGGAAGAUAGCCCAUGGCUUUGGAAUUGGGAAUUUUAUCGGCAUUUUCAUGAAAUUGGGAAAAUAAAUUCAUUAGCCUUUUUUUCCACAUGAAAAGUCCAAUGAUUAGGGAAAUACUCAAUUUGAUAUAACUCUUUAUAAUCAUUCAAAUGAAAAGAACAAAACCAUAUAAUACUUUGUUAGAUGUAAUUGAAUUGAAAUUGAGAUAAAAUAAGCAUUAGACAUCUUUCUAAAAAAAAAAAAAAUUUUUUUUUUUUUUUUGAAAUUGGGAUUUUGUUGCCACAUUUUGGGAAAAAAGUAUACUUUUUAGGAUUGGGAACAUAGCCGAAUUUCGGCUAUAAAAUCGGGCCAAAAAAAACCCUGGAUUGUUUUUGUUUGUUGUUUUUCUUUUUGGAAUAAAGGUGAGCUGUGCUUAUGUUUAAUGACCCGUAUGUAAUAUAUACAAUUGAGUGAUUUUCAUUUUGAUAAAGUAGACAGAUAUGAUACUUUUAACUGUUAUAAACAUAGUUGUGUAUAUAUUAAUUUUGUUAUUUCAGAUCAUUUACUAGUGAAGUGCCAGUACUUUUGAGAAUAAAUGUUAAGUUUAAAUUCUGAAUGACAGUAUAAUUAUGUUUAUCAUAAAUAUAACGGAAAAGUUACUUUUUGCAUUUAUAUCUUAAUCUUACAUUAAUUAUUUUGGCAUGAAGCGUUACUUUAAUUGUACCUUAUUUUUGAAUAAUUAAUUUGAAAAAAAAGUAUUUUAAAUCUAUUUUCAAAAUGCAUCACAGGAAAAAUAUUUUACAUAAUUAUUUUUGGAAUUUAUUUGGAAAAAAAGCUCUAAUGUUUUGUUAAUAUUAUUUAAUAAGUGGGUAAAUUAUUUUGUGUAAUGUGCAGCUAUUGGAACUAAACUGGAUCCGGUUGUAAAAAAUUAUUCUUGGUAAAAGUUCAAGAAUACAAUUUUAUUUCAUAAAAAUACUACUUCAGUAUGGAACUAAAUCGUACUGGAAUGGUAUGUGUUCAUCUGUCAUUUAAUUGUUGAAACAAACGUGUGCAAUGCAUAAAAACAUUUUACCUUACACUUGCUAACAGUAACUGGUACAUUAAUGUUAUUUAUUUAUACUUUGCUUGGUUUGUCCUUUAUGAUGUGUGUUGAAUGAUGUUACGUCUCAUUUUGUGGAAAAUAUUUUUAAAAAAUGCAGCUCAUACUAAAGGUAAAUUUAAAAAAAUCUUAAUAAUUUGAAAAUGAUCUGAAUUAAGAACUUCACUGAUAAGUUGAUUUCAAGAGAAGAUCAAUUAUCACAACAACUAUAGUUAUUUUGAAGCAAAGUUCAGUGUGCAAAAAAAAUGUGCAACUGUGUUUUGCUUCCGACUGUCUGAUUAAUGCAUGCAGAGUCAUCCUGAAUUUGUCGCAGUUGAAAUAGUUGGAUUUUGUAUACUGAGCAGUUUCAUGAUAUUUUUAUUGUAUGCAUUUGGUAGAUAUGUUCAAGUGAUGGAUUAUGAUACAUAAAGAUGGAUAUUAUAUUUCAGUUAAAUGAGUUUUAUUGUAAAUAAUAUGCUUAAUUAGAUAAGCCAUAAUACAAAUUAUGUUAUUAACAGUUUUCAGUAUCAGUUUCACUGUUAACUAAACUAAAACUGUUAUAAACAAAGUUAUACCCGUCUGUUAUUGCUGACUAAACAAAUUGUAGCAAGUCUUGUAGAAUUUAGAUUAAGAAAAAGUUCUUUUAACAUUGAAAAUGUUGUUAGACUGAUGCAAAAACUAAGUUGUUGCUAGUCAUACUUCAAAGAUAAGUUUAUAUUGCUUGCUGUGCACUCAGAAUUAUUUUAUUUAACUCAGAUAAAUUUAUCCAUUGAUUUUCGGUGAAGGGACUUUGGUACAAAAUAUUUUUAAAAGAAGUGCUUUCUUUAUCACAUUUAUUGAAAGGCAUCAUUUUAUGUUGUUCUGUUAUUGUCGUUAUUAUAGUUGAGUAAACAGUUAGUUAAUUACACAGACAGAUGAUUUUUAAAUAGAUAAUUGACUAUUCCCUAUAAAUAUUGCGUUUGGAAGGUUGCUGGUUAUAUUACUCAUCAAUUCUACUUAUAAUUUUACCAUGAAUGUUGUUUUACUACUGUAAACUAAAUAUUCUGAGAUUAAAACAUCUUUAAUUGACUGGUGCUGGGUUUAAUCAUAAACUCUUUUAGUGUUUCUACUGUUGGUAGUAUUACUUUUUUUAUGCCAAUAUGUAAAACAUUGAUUCUGCCAUACAGUUACGUCACUGUGUUUAUACAAAUGCAUCCAUCAGAAUAGCUAAAAAAAAUCAGAUUCAUUGAUUCCUAUCCUGUGUUUUGAGUUGGUUUUGUUGUUGUUGCUUAUUUUUCAUAUUUUCAAAACUCAUUUUAGCUCGACUAUUCAUGAAUAGUCCAGGCUAUAAUACUCACCAAAAAUGUGUGCGUCACAACAUGUGUACUGUUUAGUUAAAGGUAAAUUUCAAUAUCUCCAUACACAGUUAUUCAUUUGAAACAUGUUUUUGUGUUAUGUUUUGAGGUCACUUACCAAGUUUCAUAAUUCUGACUUACAAUGUCCUGUAUUGUACCUAGAAAUUCAAGAUGAUUGAGAGCAACUACUCAAUAUAUCAGUAUCUGUCACAGAUAUUGAACUAAAACAUUAGAUUUGUGUUCUGGGUCUUACUGUUUUUUUGCAGAUUUAUGCCCUAUUUCGUACUUACAAAAAGUAUGGUAACGUUUGCGUGUAAGAUUAAAGUUUGGUUUAGGUUUUGAUUUCUUGUUUUAAUGUAUACAUUUUCAGCUUUAUGUACAAAAACAUAUACAAAAUAGAUACUUCAGAUAUUCAUCUUCAAAUAUGUCAUCUUUAUGGUAAUAUUAUCAUUGGCUGAUAUACAAUAUAAAUGUUACUCUCAAAUUUGAAGAAAGGUCCAGGAGGCUGUCUUGGGAUAGCUCUUGUCAUUAUGCCAAUGAAAGGUCUCGACAUUUACUAACCAAAUUAAUGUGCAAUUUUUACAGCCAUUGCAGGGUUCUAGACAAACUUGUUGACUGCAGUUGUCUAAUUUUGUUCCUACAAUACUUUUGGUAUUAAGGGAGUUUUAUCACACAAUCAGCUCCCAUAUAACUUAAGUGGUCAAAGGCUAUUGGUCUCCUGCUUGUUUUAUGUCCCUGUAAUAAUUGUCUAUAAUAAUAUUAUUUGGGCCCUCACAAUUGAUUUAAGUGCUUGAAUCUAGUCCUUCACUUUCAAACAGUGACUUUCUAAUAGCUACCCGAUUCUUUGAUAUAUACCUUAAAAUAUAUAAUCAUAUUGGAUUUUUUUCCGAAAGCAGUAUAUGUGACUUUCUAUUUUAUUAUUGAUUAUUUUGAACUUCAUUGUUAUGUUUUUGCCAAAAAGUUUGAUGCAAAGAGAUUGCAGAUAACUGAAUGUGUCUUGUUAAAAUAAUGUGUACUUGAUGUAAAGUGCAAGGCAAACUACACAAGUGCAAGGCAUACUACACGUGUACAUUUCUGAGUAGAAAAUUCUGAAUCCACUUAAUGCAAUAAACAAAAAUCUGUGGCAUCAGAAGGAUUAUCUGAGUUAAAUAUGCCUUCUAUCUGUUUUAACACCCACCUCCAGACAUAUGAAAAAGAUAUUCCGGAAAGUGUCUCUAAUUAACUCCUUUCAUACCAAAAUACAAAAAAUGCAUCAUUAUCAGUGAACAGAAAUUAUAAUUUGGUUUCACAUAAUUAGUGUCUGUACCUGCUUCAGCUGCUGAUUCCUUUGCAGUACAUCUAUCAUAUUUUGUUUGUAUUAUUUAACUAAAUGCGUCAAUACUAUCUAUUUCAUUUGCACAUAGCAUGUUUGAAAUUUUCCAAACGCCAAUACAUUUCUUACAAACAAAAUAGUUUUCAGUGAAAUAAACAUCUUUUGAUUACCAUACUAAUGAUUCUUUUUAAAUUAAAAUAUAUUAAAGUUUUUUUGCUGGAUUGGAUUUAUAACAUAAUGAUUCCUAACAUCUGAUAUUUCAUUCAUUAAAAAAAAAAUGGUGCCCUGUUUCUAUAUGUUGUGUGUGUGGUUGCAUUUGUAAUUUAUCUGAUGUUGAUCCUGUGUGUUUUCUGAUAUAUCUAGACUGUUGCUAUGAGAACAUGAUUUUAUGUUAUUGCAUGAGUUUAUGUAUGCUUACUAUACAAAUAAAAUGCAUUUACAGUGA